Anolis sagrei ordinatus is the source of this 2420-nucleotide messenger RNA. It is a transcript of the gene ABCB8, whose product is annotated as ATP binding cassette subfamily B member 8. Lineage: Eukaryota; Metazoa; Chordata; Lepidosauria; Squamata; Anolidae. Gene Ontology annotation, molecular function: ATP hydrolysis activity; ATP binding; ABC-type transporter activity. The record is from RefSeq and is a predicted model, not a curated record. Gene Ontology annotation, cellular component: membrane. Gene Ontology annotation, biological process: transmembrane transport.
CCUCCUGCUCCUCGUUCUCUUUGGCGGCCAGCGCCGCCCCCCGGCCGGGCCAUGCUUCUCCGCCUUCUCUCGCUGGGGCCCCGCUGCGGGUGGCGCUGCUUCUCCCGUCCGCCCGCCCAGAGCCCUUUGGCCGUUGCCAGGUCCUGGGCCAGCCAUGCCCGCUCUGGCUCCUUGGGGGCUCCUGCCUCCGGCCGCCUGGCCCAGCCCUCCACCUGGCCGGCCGCCCGGCUCCUUCCCCGCUGCCUCCGCCGGCGCCUCCGCCCCACUGGCCGCCUGGCCGCUGCCGCUCUGGCCGCUCCGGCCCUGGUGGGGCUGGGGGCCGCCUUCUGCACCAGGGUCCUCUGCCAGGACGCCAAGCGGAUCGAGGUGAUCUGCGUGGCCCCCCCGGUCGAGAAGGAGCCCGACUUCGACUGGGCCAUGUUCUGGACCUUCCUGCGCCCACAGUUCCUGGCCCUCACAGCCGCCAUGUUGUUUGCACUGGGGGCCGCCCUCCUCAACGUCCAGAUCCCGCUCCUCCUGGGCAAGUUGGUGAACGUGGUGGCGCAGCACAUGCGUGUGUCCGAAUACCUGCGCGUGGUGCGCGAACCUGCCAUGCGGCUCCUGAGCAUCUAUGGCCUCCAGGGGGUAUUGACCUUUGGGUACAUCCUGCUGCUCUCCUGGAUCGGGGAGAAGGUGGCCAACAGUAUGCGCAAGCAGCUCUUUGCUUCCUUAAUCAGGAAGGAGAUAGCUUUCUUUGAUGCCAACCAGACGGGGCAGCUGGUGAAUCGCCUGACGGCCGACAUCCAGGAGUUCAAGUCCUCCUUCAAGCUCGUCAUCUCUCAGGGCCUCCGCAGCCUGACCCAGACGGUGGGCUGCUUUGUCUCCCUCUACAUGAUCUCCCCGAAGCUGACGGGGCUCCUGGUGGUGGUGAUGCCCUUCCUGGUGGGCGCUGGGGCCUUCAUCGGCUCCUCCCUGCGCAAGCUCUCCCGCCGGGCCCAGGAGCAGGUGGCCAAGGCCACUGCUGUGGCAGAUGAGGCGCUGGGCAACGUGCGGACGGUGCGGGCCUUCGCCAUGGAGCCCAAGGAAAUCGAGCAAUAUUCCGCAGAGGUUGACCAGUCCAGCCGCCUCAACAUGAACCUGGGCAUGGGCAUUGCCCUUUUCCAGGGCCUCUCCAACAUUGCCCUCAACUGCAUUGUGCUGGGCACCAUCUUUGUGGGUGGCUCCCUCAUGGCUGGUGAAGAGAUAACGCCUGGAGACCUCAUGUCCUUCUUGGUGUCUUCGCAGACAGUGCAAAGGUCCAUGGCAAGCAUGUCCAUCCUCUUUGGCCAGGUGCUGCGGGGCAUGAGUGCCGGGGCCCGCGUCUUCGAGUUCAUGUCCCUGACCCCAGAGACGCCCCUCUGCGAGAGGGAAGAAUUGGCCUGCAGCAUGCUCACUGGGCGCCUCGAGUUCCAGGACGUCACCUUCAGCUACCCCACGCGGAAGAACUUCCCGGUGCUGAAAAACUUCAACCUCACCAUCCCGGCCAACAAGACGGUGGCCAUUGUGGGGCAGUCAGGAGGAGGGAAGUCGACCGUGGCGGCCCUGCUGGAGCGCUUCUACGAGCCCACGGAAGGUGCCAUCUUCCUGGACGGGAGGGACAUCUGCACUCUGGACCCCUCCUGGCUCCGCGGCGAGAUCAUCGGCUUCAUUAACCAGGAGCCCGUCCUGUUCAGCACAAGCAUCCUGGAGAACAUCCGCUUCGGCAGGCCGUGCGCCUCGGAGGCCGAGAUCCACGCUGCCGCCCGCCUUGCCAACGCCGACGGGUUCAUCCGCAGCUUCCCUGACGGAUACAACACCGUCGUGGGGGAGCGGGGAGUGACCUUGUCCGGAGGGCAGAAGCAGCGGGUGGCCAUUGCCCGGGCCCUCAUCAAGAACCCCAAAAUACUGAUCCUCGACGAGGCCACCAGCGCCCUGGACGCCGAGUCGGAGCACAUAGUGCAGGAGGCACUUGACCGGGCAGUGGCCGGCCGCACGGUGCUGGUCAUUGCCCAUCGGCUGAGCACCGUGAAGGACGCCGACCUCAUUGUGGUGCUUUCCAAGGGCCAGGUGGCGGAGGCUGGGACGCACGCCGAGCUCCUGAGGAAAGGCGGCCUCUACGCGGAGCUGAUCCGGCGCCAAACCAAGGACGGCGUCUGAAGCAGGAAAAGCAGCUUGGAACCCAGAGGGAGGGGAGCGUUGCCCCUCAGUUGCACCUUCUUGCAGCCGGCCUCCGCUGCAUCCUCAUGCACCCCCCCUUGCACCCCUGUUGUUUUGGGUUGGGGGGGGGGAGGGCAAAAGAGGCUCUGGGCCCGUUGCCCUGGAGUCCGGCAUUGGGGAUUUUUUGCCCCAGGAAACUCUGCCUCGGAAAAAGAUGUAUGGAGUUCUAGCUGGUGUUUCUCCAAUACAACAGUUUUGUAUUUGGA